GAUACGAUAACUUAUGUAUUAUAGAAAGAAAAAGAAAGAAGAAAAUUGUUAUAUACAAAUAUGAAAAUAAAUGAACAAAAUGCCUGCGAUAGUUUUUAUAUGUGAAAUGUUUUGAAAUACGCGGCUUACAAGUAAUUGUGAUUGCAGAAAAAGUCUGAAUUGUGAUUGGUCAGUUGAUCACGUGGUAUUCUGCACUUGAUGCAUGAUAGGUUAGUUUUUUCAUCCGUGAAAGUGUGACGCAGCCCAAAUAUGAUUUUCGACUGUACGAUAUAAACAGUGAAACGUGAAGGAGAAAUGUCAAGUACGUAAUUGUGGAUUAGUCUAUCGCAGAACACCGGGAGUGUAGAGUUUUAUAGAUUUUUGUAAGUAAUUGUUGACGCAAUUAUCGGGAGAAUUGAACUAAGCCGGUUUAUAGUUUAUGAGAGUUAUAGACUCGAUUGUUUUUGUGCUUUAUAUUUUUAAUAUAUGAAGCAUUAAAAAUGGAUCGAGAUAAGGUCAUAGGAAACUUGCGAGCAGCAUUAUUAUCUUCAAAAGGAGGGGUACUUAUAGAUGAAGUAAACCGAGAUUUUAAAACGAUUAUUGGUGAAAAUAUACCAUAUCGUAGGCUUGGAUAUCAAUCUUUAGAGGCUUUCUUAAAAUCAAUAUCUGGAAUUAAAAUUACUAAUAAAGGUGGACAAACAUAUGUAGAAGCUUUACCUAAUGAGAAAUCUUCUCAUCUUUCUAAACUAAUAUCACAACAAAAGAGUGCAAAUAAAAAAGAGUUACGAAAAGGUUUCUACCGCAAUUCAACGCCAUGUCGAAUGCCAUAUUCAACAAAGAAAGUUGUUUUCCCUGGGAAAAAUGUUAAUGCAAAUUCCUCUAUGCAAACUAAAAAUUCUAUGAAAAACAACACUAACCAAAAACAAGAAAAGAUCGUACCUCUCAUGCAAGUUCCAACAGGAUAUAUACCGCCAUCUUCUUUAGGAAGACCUAGAUACAUACAACCGGUGUCAGGAUCACCUACUUGUCCUAGCAAAAGACUGAAGGAUAGAAAAUCAAAUACUAUUCAAACAAUAAUGAACCAAAAUGUUAAUAAACCCAAUAAUAAUACAUUUUUUAAAAGCAAUGACAACGCUGAAAAAUCUGCAAUACCUGUGAUAACAUCAAAACCAAACACUGUGCAGAAAUAUUCAGAAGCUUGUAGUAAUGAAAAAUCAUCUUCAAAUAUAAGUGGCAGACUUAAAAUUAAUUCAGAUAUUCCAUCCCAUUCGCUUAUAACUAAUAAUGUCUCAACAUCUCAACAUUCUGAAGUAUUAUCACCACUAUCUCCUGCACAAUUAAUAGGAAAUAAACCAAUUUCAUUUGCUGCUGCACAACCAUUGAAGGUGCAAGAAAAUAAUCAAAAGAAGACAGUUUUGAAAUCGACAGUAUCCAUAGAAGAUCCGAGACAUCAGUUGAAAAUCUGUGCAAGAAAUCUUAGUUUACCUGAACCUAUAUACAGGAUAUUACCAGCAACUGCUAAAACCUCAACAGUAAUGGGUAUAUAUGCUCAUGUUAAGAUUGGACCACAUGGAUAUAGCAAUUAUCCAUAUGAUGUAAGUUCUGAUGAUGAAGCUCAACGAUUAGCAGCUGAAAUAGCAUUAAAAGAUCUUAUUGAUAAAUUUGGUUCAUUACCUAAUAUCACUGAAACUACCAAUAAAGAAUUAAUACAAAAACGUAUAGUGGCAAUUGUAAAUACUCACAUGAAUGGAGUUUUCAAAGAUCAAAUACCUGUAUAUUACAAACAAGGAUAUGGAGAGUGUUUGCCUGCAGAUUGGUUUGACAUCAUAGAAGAGUGUUCUGAAAUUAUAUUAGAAAAAGGUGCUGAUAAUUCAAUUAUUUUACAACGAUGUGAGAUUAAAAAAGAGAAGGCAUGUGAUUCAAUUUCACCAAAAUCAGACAAAAUACUAUUGAAUCCAAUAGGACCAACAAUACCAGGACAAUUGCAAUUACCAGAAGAUCAGUAUUGGAUCGUAUAUGUUUGUUGUGUGAUAAGUACAGUUGAUGUUUGGGUUCGACUUGCUGGUCCUGAUUAUAGUGACAAAUUCGAUAUCAUGAUAGCUGAGAUGAUGGAAUACUAUAGUCGAAGUCAAAUAUCUAUUAAAUCAGUCGAGAUAGGAGGUUAUUAUGCGAUAUUUGAAGAUGAGUGCUGGCAUAGAGUUCGCUGUGAAGAAUUUGAUAGUAAUACUGGAUUGGUUACUGUGUUAUUCAUUGAUCAUGGCGAUGAAGAUCAACGUCCCUUAAGUGAUUUAUAUAUACUGGAUAAAAAAUUUUGCAGCCUAUCUGCACAAGCAAUGCGUAUGUGUUUAGCUGGUUUGGAAGACUUUAGAGAUUGUGAGACUGUUUUGGUUCACAUUGAAAAUUUGUUACUUGGUCAAGCUUUUUAUGUCGAAGUGCUUAAUCAGGGCUUUGAUAAAGACGGUCCAUAUGCUACAGUUGAAUUUUAUGAUACAAGUGGUCCAGAUGAUAUUAAUUUAAAUAAAAUUCUAUAUAAGCAAAUAUUGCAGAAUAUUAUAGCUUUACCACAAAUGAACGUUGCAGGACAAGUAACAGAAGUUUUUGUCUCACACGUAGAAAAGAAUGGUGAUGUUUACAUUCAGAUACAAACAGAAGGGAUGAAAUAUCUAAUUCGUUUGAUAAAUCGUUUGACACAAACCGGACUAACUGCAGAUAUUUUGAAAUACAGUAUAGUUACUGUUGUCGAUAGAAUGAAAAAAUAUUUUGUAUCUGUAGAUGGAAAUUGGUAUAGAGGAGAAGUGAUGAAUAUUUAUCCAAAUGGUCAAGUAAAGGUGUUUUUAAUUGAUUUUGGAAAUACAGUCAUUGCGAGUAAAGCUAAUUUAUUGCAUUUGGAAAAACUUUCUGAUUUAUUGACAAAGUAUCCUGCACAGGCUAUGAAAGUACAUCUUCACAAUAUUGAAAAAUCAAUGUGUAAUGAGAAGAUGGUUUCCCGGAUAAGGAAGCUUGUUCCACAGGGUGAACCGAUUCUAAUGAGGGUGAUCACACAUUCAACUGUUGGUACACCAUUAGUAGAAUUGUUUAAACGUAUUCAACCCGACAAUGUUCUUGCUUCUAUUAAUACUACCUUAGCUUACGAAGAACUUAAAAGAACUAUUGGAGAUGGUAAUAAUAAUGUAAAAUUAAGAAAACGUAUUACAUCUCGAACUAUAACGAAUGAAGACGAUGAUGUUAUAAAAACAUUAAAGCCUCCGAAAAUCACAGGACUUGGUGAAUUUUUUGAUGUACAUAUUACAAUGGCUGCCAAUCCAGGAAAUUUUACUGUUCAACCACUAGAUGAUAAAAGAUCUUUAGAGGCGAUGAUGAUCGAAUUGCAAGAAGUUUGUUUGACUUAUCAUGGAUCAUAUCCAACUGUUGAAUCGAUUAGAGAAGGAAAUCUUUAUGCAGCUAAACAUAUAGAUGAGCAUUGGUAUAGAGUAUCCGCCUUGAAUAUUAUCAGUGAAAAUAUGGUCACCGUAUAUUUCUGUGAUUUUGGUGAUGUGUCUAUUCUAUCGUUAGACAAGUUACAACCUUUAAAAAGUCAAUUUUUAGAAUUACCAUAUCAAGCAAUAAAGGCCAAGCUAGUUGGAAUAAGGCCUAUUAACAUGGAUUGGUCAGUGGAAGAUUGCUUAAGAUUUCAACGAUUGGUAUUAGAAAAAAACUUUGUAUCAAUAGUUGUUGAAUCAACUCACGAUGAUGUAAAUCCCGCUGAAACUAUACUUGGUCUAAAAUUGAUAGAUGUAGAGACAUCAGAAGACAUUUACAUUGAUCAGCUUUUAGUAGAGGAAGGUCGUGCAGUAUAUACAGACUGAAUUGAUAAUAGUAAUUCAGAAUAGUAGUACCAAAAGUUAACGUACAUUUCUAUACUGAAAUAAUAGUAAAAAGAAAAAAAAAACAAAAAAAAAACAAAAAAAAAAUAAAAAAAAGAAAUAGAAGAAAAAAAGUUAAAAAAAAGAAAAGGAAAAGAAAAGAAAAGACAUUUAUUAAAAGAGAUCAUUAUAAUUUUAAUUAAAAAAGUAGAGUGUAUGUCUCUAAGGAAGUAUUUUACAAGGUUGUGUUCACGAAAGAUUUAAUUUUUAUAAUUAUUUUUUUCUUUUUUUUUUCUUUUAUAUAUUUAAAAUAUUAUCUAUUCUCUCAUCUUUAACAUAUUCCAUCAAAUUUCUUGAUAUCUCUUUUACAGAGAAAGAAAGAAAGAAAAAGAGGGGGACAUCGAUAUAUAACUGGUAUAUAUGCUUUAUCUAUAUGUUCCUUGAAUCUAUAAAAAUAGAGACUUUUUUUUAUAUAUUAUUAUGAUAAUAUAUUAUAUCGUAGAUAAAUAAGUUCGACAUAAAUAGCGUUUGAGCGUUCUUAAAUAAUUUUAUGAUUUUCUUAAGAAAUUAGACGAACAUAUACUAUGAAUUUGAAAGAUUUUUUUCAUUCAACUAUAGCUUUCAUAGAAUUUAGAGAGAGA
Molecule: messenger RNA, 4462 nt
Organism: Vespula pensylvanica (western yellowjacket)
Lineage: Eukaryota; Metazoa; Arthropoda; Insecta; Hymenoptera; Vespidae
Gene: tapas
Product: tudor domain-containing protein 7-like
Exons: 17
Coding region: 480-3824 (1114 amino acids)
Biological process (GO): spermatogenesis
Source: RefSeq, a predicted model, not a curated record